Molecule: messenger RNA, 594 nt
Organism: Necator americanus (New World hookworm)
Lineage: Eukaryota; Metazoa; Nematoda; Chromadorea; Rhabditida; Ancylostomatidae
Exons: 4
Coding region: 1-594 (197 amino acids)
Source: RefSeq, a predicted model, not a curated record
AUGGCAGGAAGAUUGCGUUCAAACGAGAGAGAGGUGGAACUCGAAGUGCUGAAGAAACCAUUCAGGCAAUGGACUGCCGAAGAAGUCACCGGCGUAUUAAAUGGAGUUAUUACACAGGAUGAAGAACAGCGGAUGCUACACAAUGACAUAAAGGGUUGUGUGGUGAAAGAUUUCUGUUGUGUUGAUUUUCUUAUCUACGUACUACAUCUAAGCAAAAGCACAGCUAUAAAAGUAAUGGAAGUUCUACAACCGUACAUGGAUGAAUAUGAGGAUGAGGAGGUCGUGUUGACGGAUUACUGCUUCCAAUCAAGAGUACUCUUCACAGAAGGUGACACUCUACCUGGAGUUGCGGAGAGUAAUUCGAAAUACGCGCGUACUCCUCGAUUAAGAAAUCCAGACGGUGAUAGUAGGAAAUUUUUAAGUACAACAUUAGAAACAUACUACAGUGAGGAUCCAUCAAACGGCGAAGCAGAAAUCCAUAAUUUCACUGAUAAGACAUACCGUCAACCCAAAGAUUUGCAUAAUUUUCACAAAAAAACUUCUUCCAUUAGAAGUUGUGCUACGCAAAGCAAUGAAUACACUUAUAACAAAUAG